AUGACAAAGAGUGAACGGCUUGAAUUCUCCGGCAAUGUCGCCGAGUCGUUACUCGAAGAUGCAUGGCUCGACGCAGUACUUGGCCGAAUGCUGCAUAUCAGCGAUGUGACAGAGGAAAAGCUGACACUUCUGAAUGUUGUGAACAGAAUCGAGCUCGACCGUGUCAGGGGCGAGAAUCUGCAGAAGAGGACUGCUGACUUGCUCGAGCAGGCUGCCCUCUCAAUUACGACCGUUAUUGAAAGGGAUACGAUCGCUCUUGUUGCUCCGAAGUGCACGUAUUUUUGUUCAGGAAUAAAACGCGAACUACUUGAUCGUGUUUCAAAGAACCGAGGAAUUCCUGUACAAAUGGCUGCUCGAAAGACGAUCCCAUGGCAUUCUGAUAAGCCGCCACCGAAAUGCAUCUGA
Molecule: messenger RNA, 405 nt
Organism: Gongylonema pulchrum
Lineage: Eukaryota; Metazoa; Nematoda; Chromadorea; Rhabditida; Gongylonematidae
Source: the annotation of a GenBank genome assembly